GAAUGCCUCUCUGUGGUCCAGCAGAGCCACUGGAGGGGAUGAAGGAAGAGAACCUGCUGGAUGGUAAGACGUUAUAUUCCACUCUAUGGAUGUUAGUGGGAGCAGUUGCACAAGUGGUUUAAAAGCACUUUAACUGACAAUCCAAAAAUCAUCUAUUUCUAUAAAACAACCAGCUUGUAAUGAACAGUAAGGUAUAUUGACUUGGAUCCUCUAACAAAAUGCUGCCAGGUGUUUUUCUUUUGCAUCAUGUAAAUUAGUUGCAGUUGGCAAUGGAAAGCAAACAUGGUUGGUUUGGUUUUAUGAAAUGACAUUUAAACUGCUGUUAACUCUCCAAAUUGUUGAUGGGGCCGAGUUAAUGUGGAGCCACUGGGGCUCACGUGGACUGCUUCUAAUGCUUCUGAUGCUCUCCGAUGCUCUUAAAUGCCACAUGCAUGGAGGGUAGGGCCGGGCUCAUUUAGGUGAUAGCAUUGUUGAGUGGCAGUGGAAAUGGGACUAUCAGUUCCACUCAGAUAACCCCUAGCUGUCAUUGGACCUCAAGCCAAGCUGUGACCCCGGGGGCUUGAACUCUGCGGUCAUGUGACCAGGCAGUAAAGUGACCAGUGGGUGCUGCUCAGCUCUGCCUGUGUUCAGAGAGGGGCAGACGGUCGAGGGAAGAGGCUGCUGCAGAGGAGAGGCACAGAAUGAAAAGCCAGGCAUGAAGAACUGGGCCCGGUGGCUUUUCUUUAGCCCAAUCUGUGCUUGAAUGGGUUCCAGGCAGACUGGGAGGAGCAUGAAAUGGAUACAUGGGAAGAUGAUCCGGCUGACCAGCGUACCUGCCUUAUCUGUGGAGAUCGAGCCACAGGCCUACACUAUGGCAUCAUCUCCUGUGAGGGGUGCAAGGGCUUCUUCAAGCGGAGCAUCUGCAACAAGCGCGUGUACCGCUGCAGCCGCGACAAGAACUGCGAGAUGUCGCGCAAGCAGCGCAACCGCUGCCAGUACUGCCGUCUGCUCAAGUGUCUGCAGAUGGGGAUGAACCGCAAAGCAAUCAGGGAGGACGGAAUGCCAGGAGGCAGAAACAAAAGCAUCGGGCCUGUUCAGAUAACGGAGGAGGAGAUAGAGCGGAUCAUGUCGGGGCAGGAGUUCAAGGAGGACGCCCCCGAGCACACCUGGGGCAACAACGGCGACAGUGACCACAGCUCCCCCAGCAACGGCGCCUCGGAGGGAAACCAGCCGUCUCCUGCCUCCACUCUGUCGUCCAAUCGCUCUGUAGAGAUGAAUAGCUACACAGCAGCGCUCAGGGACCAGUACAUCAACACCUCCAUGUCCACACACUACCAGCUCCUGCCCCACCUUUUCAGUUACGCCACCCAGUCUGGUCUACUGGCGCCACAGGCUCGCAGCCUGUACCCCCAGUCCCACCCACUGGUGCUGCAGCUGGUGGCUGCUGAGGAUCUGGCCCCGCUGGCUACGCCUAUGCUGAUAGAGGACGGGUACAAAGUGACCCAGGUGGAGCUCUUCGCCCUGCUUUGUCGCCUGGCGGACGAGCUGCUCUUCCGUCAGAUCUCCUGGAUCAAGAAGUUGCCUUUCUUUUGUGAGCUCUCUAUAGAGGACUACACCUGCCUCCUCAGCUCCACCUGGCAGGAGCUCAUCCUGCUUUCCUGCCUCACCAUCUACAGCGCCCAGAUCUUCGGAGACCUGGCUGACGUCACAGCCAAGUACACGCCGUCUGACGACGAGCUGCAGAGCUUCAGUGAAGAUGGUAUGGAGGUCAUGGAGAGGCUGAUUUAUCUGUUCCGCAAGUUCCACCAACUGAAGAUCAGCAAUGAGGAGUAUGCCUGUAUGAAAGCCAUCAACUUCCUCAACCAAGAUAUCAGAGGGCUGUCCAACAUCUCCCAGCUCGAGCAACUCAACAAGCGCUACUGGUACGUGUGCCAGGACUACACAGAGUUUAAGUACCCGCACCAGCCCAAACGCUUCCCCGAGAUCAUGAUGUGUCUGCCAGAAAUCCGCUGCAUCGCAGGAAAGCUGGUGAACAUUCCUCUGGAGCAGCUCCCCCUCUUGUUCAAAGCAGUCUUGCACUCCUGCAAAUCCAGCCUGAGCAGCUACAGGAGCGGCCUAUCGCCCUGCAUCACCGUGUCCUCUGGAAACUAGGAUCCCGCUGGCCCACGAGUGGAGGGAGCGCUCUCCCCUGUGAAUGUGACAAGCAGCUACUUUGUUUUUUGUACCUUUUUUUUUUCUAUAUUUAUUACACGACAGAGCUGAAUGUAUGCUGAUUUACACUGUGCACAUGCUUCUGUACAAAACAAAUGCUCGUAGAUGCAUUGGUCUUUGGAGUUUACAAGUGUGUAUCCAGUUUGCUCAAUGUGUCAGUGUUGCCAUUGUUAGAGCUAGACAUUAAAAGAGUUUAUUUUAUUCAGCCGAGGGCAGAUGGACACAUGACAAGUGUUAGAGACUACCUCAAGAAGAUGUUAUUACUAUUGUCAGGUACUUGCUUGCUGUUAAAUGAAGCCUAGUCUAAAACCAAAUCCCUGCGUUGCUUCAGCACCUCAAUCAGAGAUUGAAUGUUAAAAAACAGUGUGUUUUUGCACUGAAACUGCAAAAUGAAUUUUAGCAGAAUGAUUAUCUGUGCAUAGACACUCAGACAUCCUGCUCGUGGGAGGCGGCUUUGUCAUUUUAACAUUCCAUGAGCUAAGUUGUCAGAUCUGUGGGAUCUUCGUUGAAAAAAGGAGCUUACGGGUAUUUGUUACAAUCAUUGACUGGGGGAUGUGAGACUUACAGGAGCAUAGCUGGGUUUGUGAUUUUUACUUUGAUUGUUUUUUUUUUUGUUUUGUUUUUUUUGCUUUGACCAAAGUGUUAUGCAAUGCUUUUUUACACACCCAUUGAUGGGUCGGGAGCUGACAGCUCCACAAAAAGAUUUCUUAUGAGUGAAGGAUUGAGAUAAGAAAUGAAUCAGUCUGGGUCCUGGAGGGAACACUCAGUGUCAGACUUCUUGCUAAAUGUUGCUAAACUUGCACAUUCUGGUGCACACGUAUAUGCAUAGAGCAGACUCUCUCACGAUGCCUCUGCUGCCGUUCGUAUAGUCCCAUGCGUUGAGGCUCUGCUGCUCUCAGAGCCUGGGACUCGGUGCCAACACAUCACGUGUUUGUCUACGUCCGUGCGUAUCAGUCGGGUCUGGUUCACCUGAAGCUGCUGCAGAUAGCUUCUUCAGCUCAUCCAGCACCGGAGCAGCUGAUUCAACUAUAGGAACUGACUUGAAGCUGAACGCGUGUCUUAAUCUGGGUUCAGUGGACGGUUGUGGGACACGUCUGAUCCAGGCUCCAUUUAUUUAGAAUGUAGAGACUCACCCCUGGCUUGCAUACCCUCUGUGGCAGAUAUGUACAUUGUUUGAAAAAAGCCAUGCAAAAUGGUGUUUAUUUUUAAAGAUGAGAUGAUCAUUUCAAACCGCUGAACAUACGUUUUCUCGUCUGUUUUUAUCUGUUUCACGGUGUGUGAACAAUUUUGAAAUGCAGAAAAAAUGCAGUCCUCGCAACAACUCUCUUUUUUUUUGCACACGAUGGUGAGGUUCUGAGACCUUGACCCUUGACCCUCGGCCGCUGCCCACCCCGUGUGUUCCUCUCUCCCAGGUCUGGCGGCCUGGAUAUAAACAGGGUAAAGUGAGUGUUAUGUAUUGCAUUCAGGAGCUCCUCAGUGACCGUGCUGAUGUAAUUGUAGUAGACGUAGGUUCUAGGACAUUGUAGGUCCUUUGUAGAGUUUUUUUUCCACUUUAUUUUACCUCAUGGUUCCCAACCUGGAAGGCAAUGGAGCGAGAGCAUCCUGAGCCCAGAGCAGGGCUCCUCAUUUAUUCUCUUUUUUGUUCCUCUGUUGUGAAUGUUUUGUUUUUUGGACUGAUGGCAACCUGUACUGUUUACUAACUCUGAAAGAUGAACUCAUUCCUUAUUCCACAUCGUUUAUACAAACUGUACCUUGGGAGGCGUUUACCUCUUUUUAUACUGGCGUUAUAUAGUAUAGGACUCAUUUUAAUGCAGAUUGUGAUGUAUUGGAGCUAUUGUUAGUGCUGAAUGAAUUGCUUCCACUCGUCAGAGCAGAGGUGGGUGUGUGGACACUGUAUAGUGGCAGUAGGUCAUGUUGAAUAUCAAAGAACACUCAAGUAGUUGAUCACUCAUCUCUAGUGACAUUUUAACAUGCACACGGUUUUCAGUGCUCAGUGUUUGAUGUCUUUUUAGCACAGUACACGUAGAUGAUUGUGUUAUUAUUUCUACUACGACUGAAGCAACACGAGAAUUCACUAGUGUCAGUGAGAACUGAUGCUUAAUCUCAGGGAUAGAGACUUACUUUGGUCUGAGAGAUGUGACGCAUCUCGCUGCACCACUGCAAAGUGAGUUUGAUGUCAGAUGUGUUUGAUUUACAAAGCAUAUUAUGUGUCAGACUCUAAGUGCUUUUCUCCACAGCUGCUAUUUUGCACUCACCUGUGGGCGCAGAGGUAGUGUGCUGGAGCAGGACGAGGUUCAGGGCGCCGGCCUCGCUCGUUUCAUCUGCCAGUAACUCCAGGAAUGCGCCUCACACACUGCUGAGAUCAGUCAGUGGAGAAAGAUCUAAAGAGGCAUGUUUUCUCGUAGCAGCAGCUCAUAUCGAUACACCCCACCACAGCUACUUUACUGCCACCACGCACCACUUUUCAUACAUAUAUGCAACAAAUGUGUUUCUUUUCUUUCUUUGUAUUUGUCGGUUGCAGACGAUAUGAACUUCAUCAGCGAUUUCUGUAUUGAAACUACCUCUUUAUUUGUCAUCAUGUUACUUUCAUAUAGCUAGUUUUUUGUCUUAUUUAUUGGUUUCAUUGCACCAAUGUUCCUUAAUUGUCUUAUUUCACUCUGUGACCUCUCGGCUUUAGAAGAUGGACAGACACUCGGCUCUGUCUACGUGAAUAUGCUGCCUGCUGUUCCUCUGGGACACGGACCUGCCUGUUCAGCUUUUGUUUCUGAUCUUAGACUUUCUUUUCUUCUUGUUAUUGUGAAUCUGCCACCAAAGAUGAAAGAAUGUCCGUGACCAACCUCAAGCGUUUAACCAGGCCUUGGUUUGUCUGUGUUGACCUGAUCAAACCACGUUCUGUUAGUUGCUGUUGAACCGCGUCCUGAUGUGCCACAGUGUGUUGUUUUGAUCCAUUGUGCUCUAGAAUAGUUGUUCGGUUCAAGGUAACUCAGACUUCAUAUCUGUCAAUUCUGCUUGUGAUUGAUUAUCAGCUGGAGACUGUAAUUGUGGUCGAACUGACAUCUCCUUCUGUUCGUGUGUUUUCCACUCACUCGUGUGACCCCGAUGCUGUGACUCGUGACCACGGUCACACUGCAGCCAUGUUUAUCGCUUACACUAUGAAAAUAUCUGUAAACGAAUACACACGACUGACUCUAGUGUCUUAACACUGUUGUACAGGAGCACAAGAUGAGAAAAGAGAGAGAGUGCAAAGAUUUAUUUCUCAGGGAAGAAACAGAUUUCCACAUGAUCCUCACUGUGAUCAGACAAUUGGAACUCUUUCAUGCUUUUCUCCUCAGUAAACUCUUGUCUGCUCCUGUUACUUUAACUACCUGUGAAGAAUGUGAUCCAUUAUGUGUUAAAGCAUGUUUAGAAUGUGUUAGGACUUGAAACCAAAUAAAUGUGAACGUUAUGCAAUUGUA
Betta splendens (Siamese fighting fish) is the source of this 5645-nucleotide messenger RNA. RefSeq names its product nuclear receptor subfamily 6 group A member 1-A. Gene Ontology annotation, biological process: regulation of DNA-templated transcription. Gene Ontology annotation, molecular function: sequence-specific DNA binding; zinc ion binding; DNA-binding transcription factor activity. NCBI's taxonomy places the organism in Eukaryota, Metazoa, Chordata, Actinopteri, Anabantiformes, Osphronemidae. The record is from RefSeq and is a predicted model, not a curated record. Bases 775 to 2130 code for a protein of 451 amino acids. The transcript is spliced from 9 exons.